AUGCAUUUGAAAAGGUUGAGCAUAUGGUACGAGUUUGUGCAUCAACCUCGCAAACCUCAUUGGGAUGCUGCUUUACGGAUCCUUAAAUACAUCAAAGGUACUCCUAGUCAAGGUUUGUUUUUUCCUGCCUCCAACAAUCUUGCCUUGAAAGCCUUUUGUGAUUCAGAUUGGGGAGGUUAUCGUGCCACUAGAAGGUCAGUUACUGGAUAUUGUGUAUUUCUUGGAAACUCUCUCAUCUCAUGGAAGUCUAAGAAACAAACCAUUGUUUCUAGAUCAUCAGCAGAAGCCGAAUAUCGAGCUAUGGCUAACACAUGUUUGGAGCUCACUUGGCUGCGCUAUAUAUUACAGGAUUUAAAAGUCCCACAAAGAGCUCCAACAUCAUUGUUCUGUGAUAAUCAGGCAGCUUUGCAUAUUGCAGCAAAUUCAGUUUUCCAUGAGCGUACGAAACACAUUGUCACAUAG
Molecule: messenger RNA, 462 nt
Organism: Prunus armeniaca (apricot)
Lineage: Eukaryota; Viridiplantae; Streptophyta; Magnoliopsida; Rosales; Rosaceae
Source: the annotation of a GenBank genome assembly